AUGAUGCCCUUACAACUCCGAAUACGCCUUGAAAGGGCGAAUCGCCACAAUAUCGCGACGCUAAGGGCCUCGCCCCUGGCCGAGAUCUCAGGCGCCUUCGGGGAUGCGGGUACUCUCUUACCCAUCAUUGUCGCCCUUGCCCUCCAGGGCUCCAUAAAUCUGGAUUCGACCCUGGUUUUCUCGGGGCUUUUCAACGUGCUGACCGGGGUCGUCUUCGGUGUGCCCCUCCCGGUCCAGCCCAUGAAGGCUAUCGCCUCCGCCGCUCUUUCCGGCCGUGGGGAUCCACAUCCAGCUUCCGUCGCUGGUGCCGGCGUCAUCGUCGGCCUUGUCAUUCUGUUUCUAAGCGCCACGGGUCUCUUGCAUCAUGGGACCCGGCUCGUUCCCUUGCCCGUGAUCAGGGGCAUCCAACAUGGAGCCGGCCUCUCGCUCAUCAUCGGCACCGGGUCGGGAUUAUUGAGCCAGCUCGGCUGGGCCAGCCCAGCCCUCGAUAACCGGCUAUGGGCACUAGUUGCCUUCCUCCUUCUCCUCGGUACCCAAACUGUAGCUCGAUUCCCGUAUGCUCUCUACGUACUCGUCGCCGGCCUUGUAUUCUCUCUCAUCUCCGUCUUGACAUCUGGCGAAGCAGCCCAACUACCAUGGUUCAGCUUCUGGCGCCCGCAAAUCCUCGCUCUGGAGGAUUUCUUCCGAUUCCGGGAAUCUUCACUUACCAUGGCCAUUGGACAGAUCCCUCUCACAACUCUCAACUCCAUCAUCGCCGUCAGUGCUCUUUCCGCAGAUCUCUUACCCCACCUCCCAUCCCCUUCAGUCAACGCUUUAGGGUUUAGUGUUGCAGCGAUGAAUCUCACAGGGCCGUGGCUUGGAUGCAUGCCGCUCUGCCACGGUUCCGGUGGGCUCGCAGCCCAGUAUCGUUUCGGCGCCCGCAGCGGAGCCAGCAUCAUACUUCUCGGCCUGUUCAAGCUCGGGUUGGGCUUGUUCUUUGGAGGCACUCUAGUCGACCUACUAGCGCAUUUCCCCAAGAGCUUACUUGGAGUCAUGGUUCUAGCUGCAGGACUAGAAUUGGCAAAGGUCGGCGCGACUCUUAACCGCGGGCUGGUGGAACCGGACUGCGGGACCCAUGUCGAAACCGGCACUUCGGCAGCAGAUGGUUCUUCAAGGCCGCGGCGACCGGGCAGGCCAUCUGCUAGGGAGAUGGAUGAAAGACGCACGGUGAUGUUGAUGACGACUGCUGGGAUACUGGCUUUUAAGAAUGAUGCUGUCGGUUUUGCUGCUGGCAUGCUCUGCAGUUGGGCGUAUCGUCUUUCAGACAGGGUCACAGCCUGGAAGCUGGCCAAAUCCGCUCCUUCGGACACUGCCCCAUUGCUAAACUAG
Molecule: messenger RNA, 1368 nt
Organism: Scedosporium apiospermum
Lineage: Eukaryota; Fungi; Ascomycota; Sordariomycetes; Microascales; Microascaceae
Product: Sulfate transporter
Exons: 2
Coding region: 1-1368 (455 amino acids)
Biological process (GO): molybdate ion transport
Molecular function (GO): molybdate ion transmembrane transporter activity
Source: RefSeq, a predicted model, not a curated record